CUUCGCUCUUCAUCUUCAAAGUCUGCACCUUUUAGCUCAGUGAAAAGGUUCAAGCUUCAGAAAUAAUGGCAGCAUUCCCCAACCUUAGCUCUGAUUCUGGAUUGAAGAAGCUCGAUGAGCAUCUUCUCACUCGCAGUUACAUCACUGGGUACCAGGCUUCUAAGGACGAUAUCACUGUCUUUGCAGCUCUUGCAAAGCCCCCAACUUCACAGUAUGUGAACGCAUCUCGUUGGUACAACCACAUUGAUGCCCUCUUGAGGAUCUCCGGUGUCUCUGCUGAAGGAAGCGGUGUAGUUGUUGAGGGAGCAGCCCCUAUUACUGAGGAGGCUGUUGCUACUCCCCCUGCUGCUGAGUCUAAGGAUUCCGCGGCUGAUGAAGAAGAUGAUGAUCAUGUUGACCUUUUCGGAGAGGAGACCGAAGAGGAAAAGAAAGCUGCUGAAGAGAGAGCAGCUUCUGUCAAGGCUUCUACAAAGAAGAAGGAAUCUGGAAAGUCCUCAGUUUUGAUUGAUAUCAAGCCGUGGGAUGAUGAGACCGACAUGAAGAAGCUAGAGGAAUGUGUGAGAUCCAUUCAGAUGGAAGGUUUGUUUUGGGGAGCAUCAAAGCUUGUCCCAGUUGGUUAUGGUAUCAAGAAGUUGCAGAUUAUGUGCACCAUUGUUGAUGACCUUGUCUCUAUUGACACCAUGAUCGAAGAGACACUCACUGUUGAACCGAUCAAUGAAUACGUCCAGAGCUGUGACAUUGUUGCCUUCAACAAGAUUUGAGGAUGGAGAAAGCUUCAAGGAAUGUCUGUGUUCAUGUUGUCUGCUUCUUCUUCUAUAUUCAGUUUCCCAAGUUUUUGUAGACUGUUGUUUUGACUCUGCUAUGUCUUUUGCCAUCUCUGAUCCAUUUUGAUAUUUAAUGAAGAAUGACAAUUCAG
Molecule: messenger RNA, 916 nt
Organism: Arabidopsis arenosa
Lineage: Eukaryota; Viridiplantae; Streptophyta; Magnoliopsida; Brassicales; Brassicaceae
Source: the annotation of a GenBank genome assembly